AUGCAGUUAAGACCAGCGGAAGAGAGAGAUGAAUUCAAUACAUUUUUGAAAGAUGCUGGACGUCAACUUGUGGUAGUUGAAUUUUCAGCAAACUGGUGUGGUUUCUGCAAAGAGAUAUGUUCUGUUUUUCAUGACAUGUCUCUACAAUACCAAAACGUAAGGUUUGCUAUCGUGGAUGUGGACGAUUCUCCGGAGUUGGCUGAUGCUUGUCACAUUAAAGCAGUGCCCACAUUUCAGAUAUUCAAGAAAAUCCAGAAGGUAUGUUUCCAUGGAAGCCAGCAAGGUCAAAUUAGAUUAUAG
Molecule: messenger RNA, 300 nt
Organism: Marmota flaviventris (yellow-bellied marmot)
Lineage: Eukaryota; Metazoa; Chordata; Mammalia; Rodentia; Sciuridae
Product: thioredoxin domain-containing protein 8-like
Source: RefSeq, a predicted model, not a curated record